CAAAAAUGUCAGAAACGCACGAUUUUCAAUUUAUUUUGCCCGAAAAAAACAAUGAUUUGCUCAAUUCACGAGGUGAUCAGUUCUAUGUACAACAGGUAUACACCCCGACCGAAAUACCAGAUCAAUUAGUUGCAUGUAAAAGUAAAGUACAUCAGCGUGAUCCGUUCUACAUAUUCGAACACUUUGAUGUCUACUAUUCAAUAAUAGAACAGUCAGCCAACGAUGGCGCUGCCAUACGCAAUCUUAUGCGCGCGUUCGAUCUUCUUUAUUUGACAGUGGACAUAUUGGGCGGUCAGCUAACGCCGCUGUUGACUGCGGCAGAGUCACCCUCGUCACAGGAUCGUGGACGCUAUUUGAAUCUGACCAAAAUGACACUGUAUCUGUUCGUCAAUACGGUUAAGCGCAUCGAUGUCAUAGUUCAGCAAGUGCUGCGAGAUCAGAAGCUAAAUCAGCAGAAGAAACGCGCAAAACAAGCUGAGGUCCUGGAACAGUAUCCCGAUUGGGAGGUAAAGCGUAGCAAGUUUUUGGUGCAACUCUACAAUGUUAUGCAGUGUCCGCUGGAGAAGCUCUGGAGUCCGCCCGUUGUCGAGGAAACUUUUGUAACCUUGAUGUGUGAUAUUUGCUAUCGUACUUUGGAAGUGGUACAGCCUAGAUCGGAGAAUCGUCAUAUUAUUGAUACACUCUUUCAAAUUUUUGGCCUCGCCAUCAAACGAUAUAAUCAUGCCAUCACAUUCCCGGCCCGUAUUCUUCAAAUUCUGCGAAGCACGGAGCAUGCUGCAACUGCCGUGGCGAAUGGGAUUUUGCUGCUCUAUGAGGAAUAUGGCAUUACAACAGUUUUCUCCAUACUGAUGAAAGAUAUCGCGGAUGCCCUCACGAUGGACACAUCGGAUACGACAGUGUCGCGAAACUUCUCAAAUUUUCUCUCCGAAUUCUCGUUGAUUGCACCCAAGUUGAUGAUACCGCAUCUGUCCAAGCUGGGCGACGAACUGCUUAACUGCGAGUCGCACGUUCUGCGCAACUGUGUGCUGCAGAUCAUGGGCGAUGCGGUUGUUAGUGAGCUGACUUCCGAGGAUCUUAGUGAUGACAUGAAGGAGGCACGCGAUGAGUUUCUCAACAAUUUGUUGGACCACAUCAACGAUAUAUCGGCACAUGUGCGCUCUAAGGUAUUGCACAUCUGGCAUCACAUGAAGGAGCAGCACGCCAUUCCACUCACCUAUCUGAUCAAAGUUCUGCGCGAGGCCGUCUGCCGGCUGGAGGAUAAGAGCUCCAUGGUGCGCAAAUCGGCCAUACAACUGAUCAAAGCAUUUCUUGAAAACAAUCCGUAUUCGGGCAAGCUAACGCUUGAGGAGCUAAUGAAAAAGCACGAGACUGAAGUGGAAGUGAUGAAACAGUUGGACGAUGUGAUAGCCGAUGAACGCAAGAAGGCGGAAGAUUUUAACGAACAAUGGGAAUCCAUAACGCCGGAGCUGAUACCCAUUAUUGAGGAAAACCUAAGAGACUUUCCCGAAAUGCAAUUUGAUAAGGAGGAGGAAUACGAGCAGCUGGUGCAUAAGAUUUUGCCGGUGCUGUUGGAAAAGAAGUACAAGGAGGCAACAGUGCUGGUGCGCAAGGCAGACUAUGUAAUGGGUAAUCAAGAAUUGAGUCGAUUGUUGAAGCCUGAUGAGGCUUGUGUCUAUCAUUUGGGUCUAUUUAAGACAUUUCUAUCCCUAGCCAAUGGCUGCAUUGAUAGUGGCGAGAAAAUGCUGCAGCAAAUCAAAACUGUUGAAUUUCUUAAGGAUAGCAUUGAGUUCACGCAUGUGGCUACAUCGGCAAUGCCAAAGAUGCUCGAAAUGUUGCUAUCCAAAACGAAUACGGACGUCUUCGAGGCCGUGGAUCUCUUUACGACGGGCUACCUGUUUGGCAUACGCGGCACCGAUGUGGGCAUGCAGCGUAUGUUGAAUCUGGUGUGGUCAUCGGACAAGGAGAAACGUGAUGCCGUCUGUAAUGCAUAUCGCAAGGUGCUCUUCACCACAGACACCACGGGACGGGCGCACGCCAUCAAGGUGGUGAAGAAUCUGUCCAAGUUCCUGUCCGAAGUCGAGUAUGGCCAUUAUACGGCCAUGGAAACACUGAUGGGUGAAUGGGUGGGCAGCGAAGAUAUCGAUGCGCUCAUCAUUCAGGUGCUUUUCGAACGCUUCACCCUUAAACUGGAGGGCACCACAAAAAAUGAGUCUCGGCUCGCACUGCAGCUCUUAAUUAUGGCAUCGCAGACGAAGUCAACGAUUGCAUCGGCAAAUCGUGUCCUCAUCGAAGACAUUGCGACGGGAGAGCGUGCUGAACAGGAUCCGCGCAUCUUUACCAGCUGCCUGCAACUGCUGGUUAACUGCAUCGAUGCCAACUACAACAACAAAUAUUAUAAGCGUUGCGCGACCAAUUCAAAAUUUGUGCAGCAAAUAACGAAUCUAUUCCUGCAGUUCUUCUUUCAUCCCCAAGUGCCGGACUUUGAUGCACUGGCGAUGAGCGUGUUCGAGUAUUACUAUCGCAUCUGCCAGGCGCCCGAUGUGCUCGCCGGAAAUAUUGCGAUGGAGCUGAUUAGGCGCUUCAAUGAUGACUGGCUGGUGCGGUCGGCAGCAGCUACGGAGGAGUCCGCGCCGCCCACACAGGGCACUGAUAUACCCCACUCCCAAGAAUUGCCUCAGACGCAGACACAGACGCAGUCCAAUGACGCUGAUGGUCCACCUCCGAAAAUGCCUGUUUAUUUGGUUUCACGGUUUGUGUUCUGCAUUGGCUUCAUGAUCAUCAAGGAGAUGAUAUUUCUGGACAUGGAUGUCUACAAUAACAUGAAAUUUCGCGAGGAGCUGACGGCCCUCGAGGAGAAGAAGAACACAAAGAAUGCGAUCAGUGCACACCGCCGACAAACUGUGAAUGUCUCAGCGAUGGAGGCGCGGAAGCGUCUAUCCGGAGUUGCUGCCGAACCGCAACAGGAGCCAGAUGAUGAUUUAGUGGGUGCAACGGCUGAGGAUAACAUUGCCGAGGAUAUUAAUGCCAUAUGCGAGGACAUGCUGCUGUAUGAACCAAAUGCCCUAAUGUCCAAAGUCUAUCCAAUUAUCAUUGAUAUAUGCAAGCGGCCGGGAGAGUAUCGUGAUCAGCAGCUGCAGCAGGCAGCCACAUUGACGCUGGCGCGCCUGAUGACCGUCUCGUCCAAGUUCUGCGAGACGAACAUGUCCUUCCUCAUGAACAUCCUGAACUUGACCAAAAAUUUGAAGAUCAAAUGCAAUACGGUUGUGGGUCUAUCAGAUCUCACAUUCCGUUUUCCAAACAUCAUAGAGGCUUGGACGGGGCACUUUUAUGCCCAGAUGUAUGAGAGUGAUACCGAGUUGCGAUUGACAGCCGUAAAGAUGCUCUCCCAUCUCAUCCUGCACGAAAUGAUACGCGUCAAGGGACAGAUAGCCGAUAUCGCUGUGUGCAUUGUCGAUGAGAGCGACGAGAUUAAGAAUAUAACCAAACAGUUUUUCAAGGAGAUUGCCAACAAAUCGAAUAUAUUGUAUAACGUACUGCCCGACAUUAUAUCCAAGUUGGGCGACAUCAAUUUGCAACUGGAAGAGGAGAAAUAUCGUACCAUUAUGCGCUACAUCCUGGGACUCAUACAGAAGGAUCGCCAGAUCGAGACCCUAGUGGAGAAACUCUGCCUCCGCUUUCCGGUCACUCGCGUUGAGCGCCAAUGGCGCGACAUUGCCUACUGUCUCGGGCUGCUCACCUACAAUGAGAGAUCCAUCAACAAGCUCAUUGAUAAUGUGCAACAUUUCCGGGACAAGGUGCAGGUGGACGAGGUCUAUCAGUCCUUCAAGCUGAUCAUUAGCAACACUUCCAAGCUAGCCAAGCCCGAACUGAAGGCAGUUGUCACCGAGUUUGAGACUCGCUUAAACGAAUGCCUUCAAGUCACCGAACCGAACGGUAAUCAACCCGCCGAAGGAUCUCAGCCUGGAUCUCAGCGUGCCACCAAAACGAAGAAAGGCGGAAAACCGGCUGCGAAACAGCAACGUGGACGCCAAUCAGUCAAAGUCGCCGCCAACAACACCCGACGUGGACGAAAUGUGCGAAAGGAGAGCAGCUCCGAGGAGGAGGAGGAGGUGGAGACCAGUGCCUCCGAAAGCGAUGAGUCUCCGGCUCGUCCGGCCGCACAUUCAAAGCAACAGCGUCGCAAGAUUGCAGCCCUCUCGUCCAGCGCGAGCGAAGACUCCGAAGAUGAGGAGGAGCUAGCAGCGCCAUCUAGGAAAACCCAAAGUUCACGGCGAUCACGCAAAUGAUAUUUUAGCUUGCAUUAUUUUUUGUAUAUUUAUA
Messenger RNA from Drosophila grimshawi, 4320 nucleotides. It is a transcript of the gene Cap-D2, whose product is annotated as condensin complex subunit 1. Gene Ontology annotation, biological process: mitotic chromosome condensation; meiotic chromosome condensation; mitotic cell cycle. NCBI's taxonomy places the organism in Eukaryota, Metazoa, Arthropoda, Insecta, Diptera, Drosophilidae. Gene Ontology annotation, molecular function: histone binding. Bases 6 to 4286 code for a protein of 1426 amino acids. The record is from RefSeq and is a predicted model, not a curated record. Gene Ontology annotation, cellular component: condensed chromosome, centromeric region; nucleus. The transcript is spliced from 6 exons.